AUGCGGAGCCUCUGUUGGCUGCUACUUGUUUGCUCCUUCGACGCGGCGCGAGUGGCUGUUGGCAAUUCACAGGCCGUGGAGAGAGCAGUGGGCCAUGCCAUGAGCAGCGUCGCGAAAAACUCUUUCCCAGGUGUGGCGGAGGCGGCAGCAAAGCUUUUGAUGGGGGCUUUCGCGAGGAGCAUGGAUGGGAUUCGCGGCAGCAAGCUGGUGAGGGAGCUCAAGUACCUCGUGCAUCCCCCCAGUACUGAUCCGGAGAGCUUCAAGAAUGCCAUCAGCGGGAUCGGCCCCGGGCUGGUGUCGUACUUGGGGUGUAUCGACAGACUGGGGAGCGACCAGCGGCCGAGCGCUGUGCAGGUUCUGUCCAGAGAUCGCUGCGGAUCGCUGCUCUCUUCGCUCUCCCGCCAGACACCCUUCCGCCAACCGCAGACGGCUUUCAAGAGGAUGGAAGGACUAGAAACCAAACUCCAGCUGAUCAGUGCCGUCCCCGAAAGUGCCCCCAUGAACAGCCCGCACGGAGGACCCCCAAACGCAGAUCCCGACAACCUGACUUCAGCCGUGAGAAGCGUUUUGGCAGUGUUCGAGGAAGACUUGGACAAACACUACAGCUCUUUCGCCCGCUCUCUGAUGUCUUCGUCGGACCAUGAAGAAGCGAAGGUGUUUCUGCGAAGAAUAGGACCCCAUUUGAUGGCGGCUCUGCAGCUCGCCUGGGAAACCGUCGAAAGGCUCCCCCCAGCAGAACGGACGACACACUCGAGACGUCUGGCAGCUGCAGCACGCGACCUCGCACAGCUGGAUGCGUGCGCUCAAGAGGCUGCAAACGAGCUGCAACCCCUCCUCGAGGAUUACCCAGUUAUCGCCUACAACAGCACACCGCCUCUCACACUGGCGGAGCUCCAGCUCACCAAAUUUCCUCAGCAGAGUACUGCGCUGCUCCAGUCUCCCCUACAGGGACAGAGCUCUUUCCUUCCUGCACGUAUAAACUCAAGUGCUACACCUUCCCCCCAACUCGGAGACAGCCAUGCAGCUGCCCCAACAACAUACGCAGUACGCGCCAAAAUCGCAGCAGCAGCAAUACUUCCUGCAACAGCAAUACUUCCCGCAGCCUCCCCAAUUCAUGGACCUGCACCAACGUGCAUUUUGGGAGCGUCUUCUGGAACGGCAGCAGCAGCAGCAGCAGCAGCAGCUAGAUCAACGACGAGUGCCGCAACUGCCUCCGAACUAUCAGAAUUACUGGGAGCCCUAACUAAUCCGUUGGCGCAGUUGCAAUUAGGUCGACCCGUGUGGGCGAAGUGCAUACACUAG
Molecule: messenger RNA, 1302 nt
Organism: Cyclospora cayetanensis
Lineage: Eukaryota; Apicomplexa; Conoidasida; Eucoccidiorida; Eimeriidae
Exons: 3
Coding region: 1-1302 (433 amino acids)
Source: RefSeq, a predicted model, not a curated record